GAACUUUGACAGCCCAAUCGCUCGGUGCCGGCUUCUCCUGGGCCCCCCAGUACUCACGCAAGCAGGGGGGCUAGAGGCUGCACAGAGCAGCAGGUGCUGAAAGGCAGGGGUCACCUGCCGCUCGGAACCAGGACUCUUGGCAUUGCUUUCCCUCUCAACGCGGGAGAAACGCUGUCGCCUAAUUUCUGAACUGUCCCCCCUGUGCUUAGAGAAGCUUGAAAGUGGAGGAAUUCAGAGCCACAAGGGGCAGUCAGCGCACCCAGAGCGUUGGUCUUUCCGAGCGCCAAGGCUCCUGCUUGUGAAGGGAGAGUUCUCUUCAAAAAGACUUCCAUCCUCCUGCCUUGGCCAAGCAGGCCUCUGAGUUCCAGCCAGGGCCCACAGGACCCAGCUGCAGAGGAUCAGGGUGCAAAAGAGAGGAACGCUGAAGCCCCGCCUGACAGCGGCAUGGAUAACGUUCUCCCAGUGGCCACAGACUUCUCCCCAAACAUCUCCACCAACACUUCGGAGCCCAAUCAGUUCGUGCAGCCAGCCUGGCAAAUUGUGCUGUGGGCAGCUGCCUACACCAUCAUCGUGGUGACUUCCGUGGUGGGCAAUGUGGUGGUGAUGUGGAUCAUCUUGGCCCACAAGAGAAUGAGGACUGUAACCAACUAUUUCCUGGUGAACCUGGCCUUCGCAGAGGCGUCCAUGGCCGCCUUCAACACGGUGGUGAACUUCACCUAUGCCGUCCGCAACGAGUGGUACUACGGCCUAUUCUACUGCAAGUUCCACAACUUCUUCCCCAUCGCGGCUGUCUUCGCCAGCAUCUACUCCAUGACAGCUGUGGCCUUCGAUAGGUACAUGGCCAUCAUCCAUCCGCUCCAGCCUCGCCUGUCAGCCAAGGCUACCAAGGUAGUCAUCUGUGUUAUCUGGGUGCUGGCUCUCCUGCUUGCCUUUCCCCAGGGCUACUACUCAACCACUGAGACCAUGCCCAACAGAGUAGUGUGCAUGAUUGAAUGGCCGGAGCAUCCCCGAAAGAUUUAUGAGAAAGUGUACCACAUCUGUGUGACUGUGCUGAUCUACUUCCUCCCCCUGCUGGUGAUCGGUUAUGCAUACACUGUAGUGGGAAUCACCCUGUGGGCCAGCGAGAUCCCAGGAGACUCCUCGGACCGAUACCAGGAGCAAGUCUCUGCCAAGCGCAAGGUGGUCAAGAUGAUGAUAGUAGUUGUAUGCACCUUUGCCAUCUGUUGGCUGCCCUUCCACAUCUUCUUCCUCCUGCCCUACAUCAACCCGGACCUCUACCUGGAGAAGUUCAUUCAGCAGGUCUACCUGGCCAUCAUGUGGCUGGCCAUGAGCUCCACCAUGUACAAUCCCAUCAUCUACUGCUGCCUCAAUGACAGGUUCCGUCUGGGGUUCAAGCACGCCUUCCGGUGCUGCCCCUUCAUCAGCGCCGGGGACUAUGAGGGACUCGAAAUGAAAUCGACCCGGUACCUCCAGACGCAGGGCAGCGUAUACAAAGUCAGUCGGCUCGAGACCACGGUCUCCACGGUGGUGGGUGCCCACGAGGAAGAGCCGGAGGAUGGCCCCAAGACCACGCCUUCAUCCCUCGACCUGACCUCCAAUGGCUCCUCCCGCAGCGACUCCAAGACCACGGCAGAAAGCUUCAGCUUCUACUCCAGCAUGCUUUCCUAGGCACGAAGCUGUCCCCAGGUGCCACCCACACACCCCCUGCCCCCAGCCAUCUUUGUCUUGCUUCGCAUCAUGCAUUGGUAUUGCCUCAAUCGGAAGGCCAGCGGAAACGCCCUAAUAAUGGGACCUGUGGAAGGGCCGGACUGCUUUAGCUAAAAGCAUUCCAUCCUGGAGUCCAAAACAAACUCCUCCCAUCUUUUCCACCCACCCCCACCCCCGCUCUCCGCCUUCCGAAAAUCAUCACCCUUACAAUGAUGAGAGUGUAAAGGAUGAGUGCGUUGGGCUGAAUUUUCUCCAGAGUCCAUUCCAUGAUUCUACAAGUGACUUAGGCUGCAGGUGAGCCCUCGUUCAGAAUGAACCCUGCAAUUUUCAACCCAUCCCAUGGACCUGUGUCGCUGUAGUCCUUGCCUUACCUUGACAAAGUCAUGGCCAGGCAUGCUCUGAUGGCCAUGGCUUUUCCUGGUGGCUCGCUUCACACCAUGCGUCACACUUCACUGGGUGAGCAAAAACGGAGCCCCAUCAAAUCUGAAUGAAAGAAUGAGCCUUGACUCUAGGCAUCCACGAAAAGAAGACAUCCUUGCCUGCCUCCUUUUUAGCAUCUCAGUAUUUCCUAUGUCGAAGCAUUAGGAGUCCGAAUCGACUGGAAGACAAUGGGCUUGGUUUGUGGGGAGGAGGGACGUGAUGGGAGUGAGAGCCUCUGAACCUUCUGCUUCCUCUUCCUCCUGAUCUUUCUGAGCGACUGACAGAGCAUAGAGCCCGAAUGUCUGUUACAGACGCCCCCUCGGGAGCCGGGGGCUUCGCUUCAGCAGUCGGAAAAAUGGGGCUGAACUAGGUCAUCUAAAUAUCCUUCUGAAUUUUAAUAUUCAAUGAUUCGAUAAUGGCAUGAUUUUGGUUUGCUUGUUUCUUUUAAAAAACAAAAAGGGUGGUUCAAAAACGAAUAGGAGCCACAAGUCCAGUGAUUAAUGCCCAGCUCCUGGAGAUGUAGCAACUGCUACGAAAGCAUGUAAAUAACCACAGCCAUUGUUCUUGCUGAAUCACCCUAAAAUGGUGAAUGCAUUUUGUUAGGGCAUGCUGCAAAUCUGAGUGGUCAUGCCAAGCUCCACACUAGGCUCCCAGUCCCUAUACGGGGCUGUGGCUGGCCUCUGCGGUUGAAGAUGGUAUCAGAGAAGACAAAUGGGAGCCUCCUUCUCUGGCUGUCUUAGGGCAGGGGCACUAACUCAGAUUCUUAAGCGGCAUGCGCUCCAUUGCCCAAUGAGUUACUGAGCACUCAUUGCCCAAUAAAUGUGGUACUGCAGCAAUAUUUAUGGGAAAGGGGGCCCUGGCAUCUACCCUUCAGACUGAACCAUGAUUUCCUGAGCUCCUUGAUGGGGUGGAAUGACUCACCAGCCCCACACGACAAUACGUUUACCCAGACCAGGCACUGAAUGCUUCAGGUCCUUCUACAGCUUUGGGGUUUCUAGAAGGCAAACAUGCAGUUGCUUUGGGUUUCCCAGAUGUGCGCUUUGUCCAAAUGUGGCCAGAAGCAGAAGCAUCCUAUGACAUCUUCCUCAUGGUUUGCGCAUGUCCUAUGUCCAUCUUGUAGAGGGGAGAACAACUCUACCCACAGGGUUUAUAGCCGUUCCAGGCUCUACUGGCUCUCACCUCCUUGGAGCACUGGGAGCAGCUGUAUGACAGCAGUGUAAACCUGAAAAUCCCGUGAGAAAUAUUCUGCACAGGAAUUAAAUAAAGCCAGUGUAAAGCAGCUAUAGGAAUGGACACAUAGAUUAGGAAGACAAAAUCUUUGUGCAAAGCAGUAGUCCUACUUCCAGUAGAGAAGAAUUCCAUGUCUAUAUUAUUUACUUCAGGAGAAGUGCCUAAGGAGAAAGUGUCAAGGAACGGGGGACAGUCUGUCUACAGAAGGACAGCCAGGCUUGAAUUCAGGACUGAUUAAGCACCUGCUCUGGGCUACACCCCGAGCUGUGGACACACAAUUCCUUCCACUCCGGAGGAGCCUGCAGGACUUGCCGUUGCCUGGCAAACUCACCACUCCUGGUGCAGAAAUGGAGGCAACUGAGAAGCAGGUUCUCUACAGCAUUCUAAAAACCACACCCAACAUGGGUGAUCAAGCCAAGAGGCUAAAGCUUUCACGCAGUCUUUGGCAAGGAAAUCCCAGGAUGCUUCCAAAAGAGCCACCAGUCAGCCCAGGAGCCCUACAGUGGGGUGGGUGAGCACCAGCACUGCUCCGUAUUCCUAGGUCCUGGACCGCUUCCAAUGUGAUGACACUUCACCUCAGAGAGAGCCCAGCAGGCUCCAACUCAGCCCUCGGUGGGCACUUAACUUUAAGACAAUCUUGUCAGCUCCCGUGUGUGAAAAACACCAUGAUUUGCACUGUGCAUGGGUCUCAUUCCUAUUAUAGAAAUGUAUCACCCCAUGUGUUUAUCUCAUAAGUGUGUUCCUUGAUGUGUGUCCAAUAGUAAUAGACUAUACGACAUCAUGGGGCCAUCUUUUUUAAUGUUACUUCCCAAAUGUGAGAUCCAGUGGCUGUCGGUGUGUGAUGUAGAUUGUGCCCACCUUCUCCUUCUCGGACCACCUUUCCCAUAGACUCGCUGUAAUUGGGACCGCAGUCAUCAAGGGACUGGGAGAGGGACAUCUGUGGGAAGAGCUCAAGGGCCAGGGUCCUUGUCCUCUUCCCCUCCCACGAGCAGGCUAAGAAAUGAUGAACGUCGUUUCUUAAGAAGGACUGAGUGAAAUCCUGGGGAAGCGGGACUCAGGAGCAGACCUGUUGAGCUAGCUUUUGGGAGAAGAGUCCAAGUGAAACCAGGUAGCUCCCAGGGUCUCUAGGAUUUCCAGCCUGGGAUUUUUAAAGAAUGUCUAACAGAAAUAAACGAUGUGUUUGACCAGCA
Molecule: messenger RNA, 4547 nt
Organism: Echinops telfairi (small Madagascar hedgehog)
Lineage: Eukaryota; Metazoa; Chordata; Mammalia; Afrosoricida; Tenrecidae
Gene: TACR1
Product: tachykinin receptor 1
Exons: 5
Coding region: 445-1668 (407 amino acids)
Biological process (GO): positive regulation of flagellated sperm motility; G protein-coupled receptor signaling pathway
Cellular component (GO): plasma membrane; sperm midpiece
Molecular function (GO): substance P receptor activity
Source: RefSeq, a predicted model, not a curated record